AUGAUCCCCAAAGAAGAAGUUGAGCGGCCGCAGAAAAAAACGAAGCUUCCGUCGUUACCAUGUGAGACGUCGUUGUUCUUGCAACUUCCCGACGAGAUCCUGGUGAACUGCUUGGCACGUCUCUCUAAAUCGUCUUACCGUUCACUCUCCCUCGUCUGCAAAACCUUUCGUUCUCUCCUCCACUCUCAACCCCUCUACUCCGCGCGAUAUCAACUCGGAACCACGGAGAUCUGCUGCCUUUAUCUCUGUCUACGGUUUGUUACCGCUACGGAACCAGUCUCACGCUGGUUUACUCUCAGUAGGAGAAGUGGAAGUGUUUUGGUUCCUUCUGAUCAUUCUCUCCCAUAUUCAAAUUCAACCGUAACGAUGGGUUCGAAAAUAUAUGGUGAACAUAUGGGUGACGCUUUUGGUCCGUCUUCAGCUAUAUGGAUAUAUGACUGUUUUACUCGCUCGUGGGGCGAUGUCCCCAACAUGAAGAUGAAGAGGGAAAACGCCUCCGCAUGUGUUUUGGAUGACAAGAUUUAUGUAAUGGGAGGAUGUGACUCUGGGGGCAUCAAUUGGUUCGAAAUGUUCGAUGUAAAGACUCAGUGUUGGAGACCUCUACCGGCGAAUCCUGACGUUAAGGUGAUGACGGAAGAUAAUGUUCGAAAAAUCGAUGUGGUGGGAGGAAAGAUUUACGUAAAGACUGGGGCUGAGUUUAUGGAUUGGAUUUAUGAUGUGAAGCGAGGUAAGUGGAGUGCUGCAGAUGAGUAUAUGAGUUUACUAUGGUCGAACUCUUGGUGCGUGAUAGAGAAUGUGAUGUAUUGUUACUCUUGCUCUAGAUAUAGGUGGUAUGAUUUAGAGGCUAGAAUGUGGAGAGAAGUGAAAGGUUUGAAAUAUUUGAAAAGAUACAGUAGUGCUAGUAAUGAUAAUCGUAAUCGUAUGGUUGAAUUAGUUAACUUUGGUGGGAAACUUGCUAUUCUUUGGGAUAGGUUCGAGCGGCCUGGUCGUAGUGAGAACAAGAAUAUUUGGUGUGCGAUGGUUGCGCUCAACAGAGACUUUGAAGGUGAAAUUUGGGGGACGGUUGAGUGGCUUAAUGUUGUUCUUACAGUCCCCAAGUCAUAUAAUUUCUUGCGUCCUAUAGCCGUUUCGGUUUGAUGAUCUCUUAGUCACCUUGUAGAGUCAUCCUUUUGCUUUUACCAAACUUAAAUGCUUUGUCUUGUGUUUGUUGUGAGUCUUUUUUUCUUUUUUCUUUCUACAAUUUGUUGUGAG
Arabidopsis thaliana (thale cress) is the source of this 1251-nucleotide messenger RNA. Its product is annotated as Galactose oxidase/kelch repeat superfamily protein. The transcript has a single exon. The coding region runs from base 1 to 1137 and encodes 378 amino acids. The record is from RefSeq and is marked reviewed. NCBI's taxonomy places the organism in Eukaryota, Viridiplantae, Streptophyta, Magnoliopsida, Brassicales, Brassicaceae.